AUGAUUGACUCUUCGGCAGGGAACAAGACCUUGGAAAAUGCGUCUGCGUUCACAAGAAGUUCUAUUUCCAAGGCAGAAGGGAUCGCAGUAUGCAGUGCUCUCAUUUUAUCUUCGGUCCUUAUCAUUGCAGGAAACUUGCUCACUCUGCUUCUCUUUGCAGUUACCAAACCACUUCGUAGGAAAAGUUUAUUUUUAGUCAUGAACAUGGCGUUUGCUGAUUUGAUGUUAGGAGCCAUCACUCUGCCCUUUUAUAUUUUCGUUAAUGGAGGUUACUAUCAGCUUUGGACAGCAAAAUAUGACUCUGAACACAUGGCCUACAAAAUAUUUUAUACAAGUUUCGAUAACAUACUUAUGUAUGGCUCAUAUAUAUCUGCAGCCUCUAUUUCUUGCGAGAGACUUUAUGCCGUAUUUUGGCCGUUUAAACACCGUUCAUUAUCCACCAGAACAUGCCGCGGCAUCAUUUUCUUAAUUUGGACAUCCGCUGUCUUGGUGUCUACAUUAACAACUUUGUCAUAUGUUUCGAGUUCAUUUGAAUCUAUUUUCUUGGUUUCCAUCCCCGUUGCGUCGGGUCUAACAAUCAUCAUAUGUUUCUGUAACAUCGCGAUCUGGAGAAAUUUUCAACGCGAGAGUGUUGCCUCACAGCAUCGAAAUGGAGCUUCGCGAAAUAGACGCUUAACAAAGACCCUACUUCUGGUGUCCAUGCUGGCUUUAGUAUGCUGGCUUCCCUUAAUUAUCAUGAACCUAUUAGUCGUUAUAUAUGGAACUGAGACAUUAAUAGUAUGGGUUUAUAUCAUGGCGAACAUUUUUAAUUAUUCUAACUCUUUUGUAAAUCCGAUUGUGUAUGUAUUCAGAAUUCCUGAGUUUCAGCAAGCGCUGCGUUCUUGCUGUACGAAGGGGAGACCAACCAUUGAGAUGGUUAAAAUCGAGAAAAGAAACCGCCCAACGUCAGAAAUAGAACUAAGAAAUUUUACGAACCGAUCCCACUCGCCUGCUAGUUGAGGUUAAACGAGAAGAUAUGGAAACUAGGUUUUAUUCAGUUGAGAUAAGAGGACCGCUGGCGUUGUUACUGAGUAGUGACAUUCAUAGGAGGCAGGAGCAAUAAAUGUGCAGCACUGUAAGAAAAUAAGAUAGCGUUCUUAGAUUUUCGAUUUUAUGCUUCACAGAGCCCUGUUGUUGCAUUGUAUAGGGUUGCUUUUUGCAGUAACCAGUUAAGUAUGAAUUUCAUCCAAUAAUAAAAAUAUGCUGUUUUAUUUAUCCUAUCUGAGAUAAAAUAACCUGUCAUGUUAUAAAAAAAAAUUAACUCUCAAUAAAUAUGAUAAUUCUAGCUCUUAAGUUCUUGCUUAAAUUCCCACACCUAUACUUCUUGGUUUGUCAGAACAUGUCAAUAGCCAUCUUACCGACCGCGCCCUCAAGAGUUUGAAAUGAAAAUACAUGUUAUUUGCCAUUUAUUAUAAGGAUAACGAUCGGGUAUUUAGAUAAAGUACAAUUUCAAACAUAUUUAAAGAACACCGAAUGCAUGAGACACCUGCACAGUAACUCAGCCCGUAGACAUCGUUAUCUGCACGUGCGAGGAAGUAAGUGGAACGUUCACUGCACGUGGUAAAGAUAUCAUGUUUUCGAUACAGAAACUCUGAUAUUUCAUCGCCAUCUAUGUAAUAAAACUUUGUACUUUGGCCGGUGAAAACAGCUAAGUUAUUUCCGACAGUUUCCAAUAAGACAUAGGUUUGAAGAUUAAGUACCUCUACGCCUCGAAUGAUAUCCAUGUCACGGGCAACACAUUUAAAACUAGUGGAGUGGAAAUUGUUGAUAAGCAAUCGAAUUCUUUUCAUGUGUGAAGACUAGGAAAUAAAAUGUCUCUUACUUAUGUAAAUAAAUUCAUCAGUUUAAGCACACAGAUGUGUGUGAUGACAUAAAACCCACAAUCUUAUUAUUAAUUUCAUAUUAUCAGACGCUAAGGCACUCGAGAUCUCUCUCUCCCUCGACCAAAAUGUGACUAAGCACAUUUUUGAGAGAUUAACCGACAAAAUAGAAGAGAUGGUUUAUAUAUAUAUAUAUAUUUUUUUUUUUAAUAAAAAUAACUAAGAAUAGCUCACUGCAUCGAAUUACAUAUGUGAAGCACAUUUUCUCUGAAAAGAUAAAUGCGCUCAUCAUAAAACAUUAAGAAAUAAAAAACAUUCAUAAAACAUUAAGGAAUAUUUUCUCUUCUUGCCGAGAAAUGGUGACGGUUUUUUCGGGUUAGGUAAUUUGUGGACUGAUAACUAAGGAGGGGUCUUAAGGAAAAACGAACCUGACGAGAGUGUUAAAGUGUGUUGCUCCGAGUGUGUUAACAAAAAAGACGUGAGCAGCUGUUCGUAAUUUGAUGAAAAGACAUGACACCGAAAGGAAGCUGAAUUCAUGAGAUGUUCAAUUAAAAUGUGCAGUCGAUAGCGGAAAGGAGAUCACGAAACUAUCACGACCACUAUAGAUAGAAAAAAGUUCUCUUUAAAUAGAUCGUUUCUAUACUGACUUAAUUUACUAUGUUGGCUUCCUUUGAUCACCAGUACCAUGGAAGUUUCAUGACAUGGUGACCAUUUUAAAUUAUUCUAACUCUUUUUUCAAUCUAGUUGUAUUUACAAUCAGAAUCCCUGAGUUUCAGCAAGCGCUUCGCUCUUGCUUUACGAAGAGGAGAGAAGCCAUUGAGACGGAACAAAUAGAAAGAAGAAAUCGAACGUUUGCACAUAGAACGCCAUCGAUAACGCUUAGAGUAUUACGAAUCGAUCCCACUUGCCUGUAAGAAGAAUUUGAAAGGGGAAGAUUUCAGUCAACUGACACUAAAGGAGCCCGGGCAUUGAUACUAAUUAGUGAGAUACAUUAGAAGUAGAAGUCAUAUCGAUGGUGUUUUGUCCGAAAAUACGAUAAUUUCUUACCUGUUUGUUAAGAUUUAGUGCGAAUUUUACCCAGGGAUUGAAAUAUGCUGUUUCAUUUAUCCUCUCUGAGUAUAAUUUCUUACCAUGCUACAAACGAAUAACAAUCUUUAGUAUUAUAAUUUUAGCUCUAAUGUUUUAUUCUCAAAGAACACCCUUUUAGAACUGCCUAAUCGCCUGCGAGUGGAAAUGGCGCCUUCACAACUCUUAAGAAGGAUGUUCAGAGGUCACUGCUCCGAAAGCAAAAAUUUUUCCUCCGAACUGUUAGCUAAUCUAAGCCAAAACAAUGUUUGCAAAAUAAUAAUGAAAAUAAAAACCUUCUUGAAAAACAAAACUACCAUUUUGAGGAGCUGGUUGCCAUGACGACAGUUGUCCUCAGAAGAUAUCCUAUUUUCAAAACAAGAUAAAUUCUGGUAUUUCUUUAGAGAAUAAUACAUGGGCGCGCGUAUAUAUGGAUAAAUCACGAGUGAGCGCAGGAAACUUGUAAGAUUUCGAGUUGAACAAGACAAGAGAAAUUCCCUAUCUACAAGCAACAAUGUCGUUUUUAUUUAUUAUAGAAACACCAUGGCCCUUUGCUGACAAGAGAAGUCAACUAUAAAUUUAUUGAUAAAUUAAAAAGAAAAAAAAUAGCAUCCAUGUCCCCAGAUUAUGGCGACUAGAACAUUGAAAAAUCGUAUUGCUCACAGGCAGUGACGUUCAAACUCUCCCAGAAGGGGAAGAAAACCAUAGAUACGAAAAAGGAAAAGCUACAGUCACAUAUUCAGUGGCUUUGGUAAUGGCGUUUCUCGCGGCUGACAACGAAAAUCGACAACUAGAAGAUUUGCCGCAGACCGACUUUUGCCGUUUACCUGAAAGACUCCUUCUGUCGGAAAGAACAAAGUCAAUAAAUGAGUUUUAUAAAUUGAAAAUUACGCCCAUUGUUGUUUUUGUAAUCACGAUUCAACGCAUUUUUCCAUCUUGAGCCUUAGCGCCAACGCACUGUACGAUUGUCCAUUCUUUUAUUGUCAUUCAUUAAUGAAGGCAGCUUUUCUUGUCACUAAAGAGCUAUUGUGUUUAAAUGAUAAAUAAAAUAAUACAUGGUUGCUUCUAGACAUGGAAUUCCUCUUCUCUUGUUCUUCGCGUUAACUUUGCUUUCCAAUGCUGAAUUCUUAAGAAACUGGCGAACGAGCAAAUGAUAAUAAAGCCACGGGUUUAUUAUCUUUUCAUUCAUCAAUUCCUGCUCCUAACAAUACCUGCCACAUAUAGCUCUUAUAGAGCUAUACUUUGACGAGAAUAAAAGUGGCAGGUCAGUAGCGCGGCAGUUGAAAAUAUCGAUAGUAUCAUACACGCCCAGCAAGAAUUGGAAAACCCGACGUCAGCACGUUGCUUUCUGAGACCCAGCUUCUUUUACUAUUUGAGUACGUCCUGAGUAAUCCCACCGACUACUUAACUCUUAAACUCCCAAGAUCUCGUUUGCAAUUCUCCUUACUGUCAGCCAUACAAUUCCUAUGAUGUAAAUUUAGAGAGUUUGGUAUUGGAUAAACUAAUAAUCCUCAAUUGAUAUUUUACUUUAUUCUCAUCACUUCUAUGCUUGAUAUUGUAUUGAUAUUGUAAGGAGAAAUUCUCUCUUAGUCACUCGUGGGAGGUAAAGGGGUUAAGAGAAUUGGAACAAUAUUUGACAACUUCAACUGGAAGCUAUUAUUAGCACUAGUUUGGCUGAGCGGAGUUGUGUUUCAGAGCUAAGUUCUUUGACAGUACGUUGAUCAAAAAAAUGUUUGAGCGACAGAAUGGCGAAUGACACUAAAAAGAGAUGUAAUGUCCACAGUGAAAAGAAGUUUGUCUUGGCCAAGGAAAUUAAAGUCACGAACAAUUUCAAGUGCGUGUUGGCUGUCUUUAAUGUAUGAUGCUAAAGUUUUGACGAUAGGAGCCAUAAAUGUAUCUAACUCUAGAUUUUAAUUUCUUAGUAUUUCUCUCUCUAAUUGUUACGACUCGUUUAAUUCCAACGGUGUGCGAUGACUUUUUGAUGCAAAAUUAAACAGUGCAACUGGUAGCAUGUGUCUAGAGCUAAUUAUCCUGAAGUGUUAUUACACCUUUCAUUUAUCACUAAUGAAGAUCAUCUCUCAAGUAAAGAUAACUUCCUAGUCUGAUAGAGAUUUUGAGCCACACAAGAAAUUUGUUAAGCGUAAAACUGUGCAAUUCUUGCCUUUUCAACAAGAAAAUACAUGAACAGCUGUUACGUUAUUUGAUAAACAGCCAUUUUAUUGACGGUAUUAGUUGAACCUGAAAUGUCUUGUCUACCUGGACUACGUGACUCUUUGAAUAUAAUUACCACGGAAGACAAAUCAGCCGUUGUUGCUUGGGGUUGUUUUAAAAGGUUGAGUGCCUCUCCUUUGAAAAAACGCAUUUUAUUCCGAAAAAAACUGUUUACCUUAAUUCAUUUAGUCAUCUCUGUAAUGAUUGACUCAUCGGCAGUGAACAAAACCAUGGAGAAUGCGUCUGCAUUCACAAGACGUUUUCCUUCCAAGGCAGAAGGGAUCGCACUAUGCAGCGCUCUCAUUUAUCUCUGGUCCUUAUCAUUGCAGGAAACUUGCUCACUCUGGUUCCAUUUGCAGUUACCAAACCACUACGUAGGAAAAGUUUGUUUUUAGUUCUGAAUAUGGCGUUUGCUGAUUUGAUGUUAGGAGCCUUCACUCUGCCCUCUUAUAUUUUCUUUGUUGGAGGUGACUAUCAGCUUUGGACAGUAAAAUAUGACUCUGAACACAUGGCCUACAAAAUAUUUUAUACAAGUUUGGAUAACAUUUUUUUGUUUAGCUCGUAUAUAUCUGCAGCCUCUAUUUCUUGUGAGAGAUGUUAUGCCGUAUUUUGGUCGUUUAAACACCGUUCAUUAUCCACCAGAACAUACCGCGUCAUCAUUUUCUUAAUUUGGACGCUCGCUGUCUUGGUGUCUACAUUAAUAAAUUUGUUAAAUUUCUAUGAUUCGAGUUCAUUUGAAUCUAUUUUGUGUUUUUAUCCCCGUUGCGUUGGGUCUAACAAUCAUUAUAUGUGUCUGUAA
Messenger RNA from Pocillopora meandrina, 5934 nucleotides. The record is from the annotation of a GenBank genome assembly. NCBI's taxonomy places the organism in Eukaryota, Metazoa, Cnidaria, Anthozoa, Scleractinia, Pocilloporidae.